Humulus lupulus (European hop) is the source of this 1762-nucleotide messenger RNA. Its product is annotated as pyruvate kinase isozyme G, chloroplastic-like. Gene Ontology annotation, biological process: glycolytic process. Gene Ontology annotation, cellular component: chloroplast stroma; cytoplasm. The transcript has 9 exons. Lineage: Eukaryota; Viridiplantae; Streptophyta; Magnoliopsida; Rosales; Cannabaceae. The coding region runs from base 242 to 1477 and encodes 411 amino acids. The record is from RefSeq and is a predicted model, not a curated record. Gene Ontology annotation, molecular function: potassium ion binding; magnesium ion binding; pyruvate kinase activity.
AUCUAUACUUAUUCAGGGCUGAGGCAACUAAAGAUGAUAGAUUUGGAGCUUUAAGUAGGUCACAGUAUGGUCUCCUAAGUUGCCUAGGUCUCGUUUCCUUUACUCUCAUAUGUGAUAAGUUUCAAUUCUUGUAUUUGAUGACCUUAUUUGUUUUAUUUUUCCUUUUCUCGUUCUCUGGUUUGGAGAUUCUCUGUUAUAUUUACUGGGUUUCAGUCAGUUUUGCUCAGAGUUGUCUUCUUCAAUGGCGGCUCUUAACAUUUCGACAAGAAUGUCUCUCCUCAAACCCGAGAGGACCCCUGAUUUUCUACCGUCCUCCAAGCGCCUUAGCGAUUUCCUUGCAUUUCAAUCCAGACCCAAAAAGAAACAUGCCCAGAAGAACCAUGCAUUCACUGUUAGAUCCAUGACGAUAGUCGAGAAGAGAUACCGAGGCCAGCUCAACUCGCCUAAUGGCCUUGCGGGGAGCCCUGACAAGUACUCUCUUUAUGAUGAUCAGUCCAUUGAAUAUUACUCUAUGGGCCAGGCAAGGGCGACUCCGAACAGUCGAAGAAAAACGAAGAUAGUUUGUACAAUUGGUCCCUCCACAAGUACAUAUAAAGACUGGGAAGAUAUCAAGUUUGGAGUGGACAACCAAGUCGAUUUCUAUGAUGUCUCUUUUGUAAAAGAUGCUAGAGUGGUUCAUGAGUUGAAAGAUUAUCUUAAAAGUUGCAAUGGAGACAUUCACGUGAUUGUAAAAAUUGAAAGUGCAGACUCUAUCCCAAAUCUUCAUUCAAUUAUUCCUGCAUCUGAUGGGGAGGACAUAAUUAGAAGGUGUCAAAGAAUGCAGAAACCAGUUAUUGUAGCAACAAACAUGCUGGAGAGCAUGAUUAAUCAUCCUACGCCAACAAGGGCAGAAGUCUCUGACAUUGCAAUUGCAGUACGGGAAGGUGCUGAUGCGGUCAUGCUUUCUGGAGAAACUGCCCACGGAAACGCUGGAAAUCGAAGCUUUUCAUCUAAUGCCCCACUGAUCGAGAUCUCUGAUGCUCAGAUUGUCGUUCCAGAUCUUGCUCGUGACUUGGAAUCAUGUUCGAUUCAUACAAGAGAAACAAGCUGCAAGCAAGAUGUUGAUUACAUGUCUAUUGUCGAGGAUGAAUCUGAAUCUACUUUUCAUGAGGCUUUUCUUAGUCGUCUUACGGAAACUGGUGCAAGAGAAAGUUCAUCUUUAUGUGACCUUCCUAAACAAAUGGAAGGUGAUCAACAGAGAGCCUCUGAACAGACUAAGAACAUCUUAAGUAAUUUAGUUGCUGCUGUUGACAAUUUGUGGUAUCUAAAAGAUGGAAUACAUACUGUAGUCUUGAAAAAACUUUCAGAAAAUGGAUCUUGCAGGCAAAGGACACCAAGUGAAUUAGAUAGAGAGGUUAAGAACUUGAGGGUGGCAUUUACUGACCUGUUUUUGAAGCAUAACACUUUCAAAGAAACUGCAAAGCCAUCGAGAUAUUGAUGCAAAGAAUAAAGCCGAGCUUAGAAUAAUAAGAGGUAAGAACAAGGGCAAGGCAAAGCAGUGAGCGCUGGAGUCUACCUUACAAAUGUACAUGUGGACCGACCUUUUGGGAAGUCGUUUUAAUUUUGGAAAUGUUGUGUAAUUUUCCUAAACUAGGCUUACUCUACUCUUUAUAAAAUAUGUUGUAAUUAAAUGUUAAGUAUGGCCAUACGACUUUUUAAAAUGUUUUUUUAUACUGGUUUUUGAGACAUUUUGUCAAAUGAAAACAUUUAUAUUUCAACAUUA